Molecule: messenger RNA, 2903 nt
Organism: Cladophialophora immunda
Lineage: Eukaryota; Fungi; Ascomycota; Eurotiomycetes; Chaetothyriales; Herpotrichiellaceae
Exons: 1
Coding region: 232-2715 (827 amino acids)
Biological process (GO): fatty acid beta-oxidation; peroxisome organization; long-chain fatty acid import into peroxisome
Cellular component (GO): peroxisomal membrane
Molecular function (GO): ATP binding; long-chain fatty acid transmembrane transporter activity; ABC-type transporter activity
Source: RefSeq, a predicted model, not a curated record
CGGACUUUCAAAACAUCCCGCUGCCACUCUCGGCCAUCCACCUUGCGUCAGUCGCCAGCACAUGUCUCCUGUCCGUGUGUGCCUUGAUCGUUCGCCGAAGUAAGAUCCAAAUAAACCAUACUGCGCAUCAAUCCGCCUGUUCGCUCGACAUUAUGUGGUAGCAGACAAUGUCUCUUCGUCGUCCCUCCAGGUGAACACUUCACCUUCCGCUCCCCCUCUAACUCAGUCGAAAUGCCUGUUCAGUCGAAAGAGGACCCGUUGAUGGUUCUGUACAACCAUUAUCUCAACCUGUUUCGCUCCCGUAUCCGUCGCACACCUAGAUCCGUCAAACUUGCCGCCACCGCCGCCCUCAUUCUGUCCAUCCUCUCCUCUAGCUAUGGCGGUUUCAAGUGGUGGCAAGCUCGUUCAAAAGAGAAGGCUCAGGGCCGGACGCUGGUCCGCAAGAAUAGUGGUUUAAGAGGGAAAGGAGGAGAACGCAUCAUCUAUGUUCCCAAAGGCGAUACCACCUCCAAAGUCAUCAUCCAUCCCAUACGCUCGACCACGUUUGAUGCUCAUCGCAGACUGUUUCUGACCCCUCCACGGGUCACGCGUCUGGCCAGUGGUACUUCGACUCCGGCAUAUGGUCCUCCGCCAGCGCAGACAAAGCCCGGCCUCAACCUGGCUUUCCUCCAUCAGUUCCUCAGUCUGGCGAACAUCAUGAUACCAAGAUUUCGGAGCAAGGAGACGGCGUUACUGCUGAGCCACGCUGUCUUCCUGAUCUUGAGGACAUAUUUGUCUCUUCUGGUCGCGAGGCUGGACGGUGCCAUUGUCCGAGAUUUGGUGAGUGGUCAUGGAAAGCAAUUCCUGCUCGGGCUUCUGAGAUGGCUCUCCAUUGGCACACUGGCCUCCUACACCAACUCGAUGAUCAAAUUCCUCCAGUCCAAGAUAUCAAUCGCCUUCCGCACGCGGCUGACGAGAUACAUCCACGAUCUCUACCUAAACUCGAACCUCACGUACUACAAACUCUCAAAUCUUGACGGCGGGGUCGAAGGCGCAGACCAGUUCAUCACACAGGAUCUUACACUAUUUUGUACAGCGGCCGCAUCAUUGUAUUCUUCUCUCGGAAAACCCCUGGUGGAUAUAUUUGUCUUUAACUACCAACUCUACCGCUCCCUUGGACCAUUGGCACUGACCGGACUUCUCGUAAACUACUUCGGCACCGCAACCAUGCUUCGGCGGCUCUCUCCACCCUUUGGGAAAUUAAAGGCCGUUGAGGGCAAGAAAGAGGGAGAUUUCCGUGGGCUCCAUGCCAGAUUGAUCGCUAAUGCAGAAGAGGUCGCAUUUUACGGUGGUGCUGACGUCGAAAAGGUCUAUCUCGAUAGGUCAUUCAAAGAACUCCGGAGUUGGAUGGAGGGUAUUUACAACGUCAAAGUCCGGUAUAAUAUGCUUGAAGACUUUAUUCUGAAGUACUCAUGGUCGGCUUUUGGCUAUAUCAUUACUUCAAUCCCCGUCUACCUCCCUGCCUGGGCCGGGCUGAAUGCGAUUCUCGAAUCGAAUUCAAAUUCGGGUAGAGAGGUGACAGAAUCCUCGCGGUCGGGAUCUCACAUGAAAGAAUUCACUACCAACAAGAGACUCAUGCUGUCACUCGCCGACGCAGGUGGUCGAAUGAUGUACAGCAUCAAGGAUCUGUCUGAACUGGCCGGCUAUACCUCGCGAGUCUACCAGCUCAUCUCAACACUCCAUCGCGUGCACGCCAACGCCUAUGCGCCCGUCGGCCGGCGAGCCUCUCAACGGAUAGAGCUCUACUCCCUGGCCGACGUCCAAGGCACGAUCCAAUACGGCUUCGAUGGCGUUCGCCUUGAGGACGUUCCUGUCGUUGCACCAGGCUUAUGGCCUUACGGUGGCGAUGAGCUAAUCGAGUCUCUUUCCUUUGUCGUCCACAGUGGCGAACAUUUAUUAAUAUCAGGGUCCAACGGCGUUGGUAAAUCCGCCAUUUCCCGGAUUGUUGGUGGGCUUUGGCCUGUCUACCGCGGUUUGGUCUCUCGACCUCGAAACAACGGUAUGGAUGGAAUCAUGUUCCUCCCUCAACGGCCAUACCUCAGCAUUGGCACGCUAAGGGAUCAAGUCAUCUACCCGCAUACGGAGAUGGACAUGCAAGAGAACAAUCGGCGAGACAGCGAACUGGAGCGGAUCCUGGAGGAAGCCAAACUUGGCCACUUACUGUCAAGAGAGGGUGGUUGGGAUACGCGCAAGGAGUGGAAGGAUGUGCUUUCGGGUGGCGAGAAACAGCGGAUGGCCAUUGCUCGCCUGUUCUACCAUGAGCCCAAAUACGCGUUCCUCGACGAAGGAACCUCUGCGGUGUCCUCGGACGUUGAGGGCUUGCUGUAUGAGCGGUGUAAAGAGAAGGGGAUCACGGUGAUAACGCUAUCCACGCGCGCCAGUCUUCGGAAAUACCACACCUUCAACCUCGUCCUUGGUCUCGGGGAGGAAGGGUUUGAUUGGGAGCUGGUCCGAAUCGGCACGGAAGAAGAGAAGUUGGGAGUGGAAAAGGAGAUCGCCGAGCUGAAGGAGAAGCUGGCCAUGGUGGACACCUGGGAGAAGCGGAGAACAGAGAUCCAGGAUGAGUUGAACCAGGUCUUUGUGGUCGGGGACGGAAAGGACAACCAGCAAAAGGGGCAUUUGGAACGCCCGGGGUAUAUUGCAGAGGAUGCUGAAUCGCGCCAGGAAACUCCAUGAGUACUAUACAUUUUCUCUAUACCCGUCAAGAAAACCGCCUUGACUAGGGCGUUGGGAGAUACGGAUUGGGCCCAUCCCCGCUCCAGGCAUUCAGCUCCCUUAUGACCAGCCAGUUGAGCUUGCGCAUGUUCUUCUCCUCCUUGUCGUCGCUCAUCCUGUCCUUCUCGGCCUCCCUCAUCUCCUUCUGG